Molecule: messenger RNA, 535 nt
Organism: Cantharellus anzutake
Lineage: Eukaryota; Fungi; Basidiomycota; Agaricomycetes; Cantharellales; Hydnaceae
Exons: 1
Coding region: 146-337 (63 amino acids)
Source: RefSeq, a predicted model, not a curated record
ACCCAAGGCUUCUUCAUCAGCAGACGAGAGACAAACUCUUGCGGAGAGGCUGCUUCCUAAGCCAACUCCGACCGUUGUUGAUGAGUACGUACCGCUGUUCAAUAUUACGCCCCCAAGUUCAGUUCCUGAUGCGGGUCCGUUUAGUAUGCUAGAAGAAAGAUCGGGCGGCAUUGCGCGCGUAAUACGAGUGAGAGCUGAUCAGAAGCCUCCCACUGGAUUCUCAUGGAAGGAUUAUGAUAACGUGGAGCUCGAGGAGAGUGGGACUACAAGCGUGAAUGACGAGGAUGAUGAAUCAGGAUGGGAUGUUGUAAAAAGUAAAAGGAAAAGUACGUCAUGAUGCAUUGUUAAUUCAUGCGUCAGCAUGCUGAGGCGGAAUGCUGCACAGAGCGAACUGAUACCCCUAAGGUACGUUAUGAACUUGCUGCUGGCUUGGCCGCAAAUGUUCAAUCUAUCUGUCCCGUGAUCCCAGUCUACCCCUCCACCUCCACCCACAAAGAAGCAACUGCAGAAUGCCGCACGCCGCGAAGCUGAGAAG